UAUUACAGGGUGCUUACACCUCUUAUAGCUAUGGAGUUGGGAAUACCUCCCGGUUUUCAGACCUUGGGUGCUCAAGUGCUACUACCCAGUCCACAUCUCCGAUGGCAUUGCCGAUGACAUAAGGCCAACGAUGGGGUAUCGGUGGAUUCAUGCCAGGCUAAGAUGGAGUCAGCAGCAAGACCAUGGUAACUACUCCAGGGUGAUCAGUGACCUGGACGUCCUCAGCGCUGAUCUAGUGGAGUGGGAUCCAUGGCGUAUGGCACGAGUAGAAGAAAUUGCAGAUGGUGGACUCAUCGCAUCCUCUUGUAGCCGUGACGCAGACUUAUGGUUGACCACAUGCUUCUUGUUGUACAUGAACUGCGUAGAAGUAUAUUCUCCAGAACGUGUACAGAGGCAGUUCGGGUAUCGACAGGUAGUGCCAGUACCACCACCACGAGACGCCGGACGGGCGCACGAGAGGAGCUCACAGGGGGGUGGAGGCAUGCAGAACUGGGCAUCCAAGAAUGCCGACUACAUACGGAGGUGGACAGAGUCAGCUGCGGUCGAUGUCAUCAUUACUGCUGGACAAUACGACGAGGCCACGUACUGGGACUACCUUGCUUGGUACCGUCCGCGCACACGUGCCACCUUACUCAGCGGACCUGUACAGCCAGGCCCCAGACCCUUCCCCGAGGAUCGUGCCCGCCUACUUCAUGUUGUGACUGAAGAGGCGUAUGAGAUGCAUACUCAAGCGGAUCAAGCUUGUGGGGAACCAAGCAGGUCAUCAUCGCGGAGGGAUCGUAACCCUCUCCGGGAGUACAUGAGGACAAGAGGAUCCCGCUUCCUAAACGCUAUACGUGGUCUAGGUGGGUGUGCCCCGCAAUGGAGGGGGUACGACCAACAUGCCAUGGACCCGUCUCGUGCCUCCCACAGCAGGCGGUCAUCCAGUGCUCGUGAGGAACCCGUCCGGUCAGAAUCACGACAUACAUCUUCAGCUUCGGCGCGUUACGCUGGGUUCACUAGCACCUCCGGCUACGAUGACACCUCCGGCUGCAGCAUCUACUCAUCAGGAGGACGUCGUUGACUACACGCAGCAGACCCCUUGCUGGAGCGACCCUAAUGCUUUUGACUGGGGUGCUGCAAUGCAUGCGACCGCCACCUUCACUGAUCU
Phragmites australis (common reed) is the source of this 1150-nucleotide messenger RNA. RefSeq lists its product as uncharacterized. The record is from RefSeq and is a predicted model, not a curated record. NCBI's taxonomy places the organism in Eukaryota, Viridiplantae, Streptophyta, Magnoliopsida, Poales, Poaceae. The coding region runs from base 131 to 1063 and encodes 310 amino acids. The transcript has 4 exons.